Cajanus cajan (pigeon pea) is the source of this 1590-nucleotide messenger RNA. RefSeq lists its product as uncharacterized. The record is from RefSeq and is a predicted model, not a curated record. Gene Ontology annotation, cellular component: membrane. Lineage: Eukaryota; Viridiplantae; Streptophyta; Magnoliopsida; Fabales; Fabaceae.
GGAUGAGAAAAGAGAAAGUGUUGAUGGGCGACAAUCUACAAGGCGAAGAGAUUUUUGUUUUAGAGAAAUCCUCACUCAUCUUUCAACCCACCCAUGGCUUCGCACUCCCACUGUAGGACCCUACCCAUCAACCUCCACCCUUCUACAACCCCUUCUCCGCGCAAUUCCGCGUUUCUCUACCCAUCCCGCGCCAAACGCCGUCGUUUCGCCUCAUGCUCUUUGCGCAGCCACUCUUCUUCUUCGCCACUCACAUCCUGUUCCGGUUCCGUUCUCCCAGACGCCAAUCCGGAUCCCACCGACCCGACCCGUUUGACCCGGAAAUCCAAUUCCGUGUUCCGAAAGCGGUACCUGUCUCGGGGGAUUCUGUUCCCUUCGAGGAAAGUGAGAAGCAUCAUUUUGCUUAAUCUCAUCACUUUUAUUUACGCUAGCAACAUUCCAGUUGUCAAAGAGGUUCAGGCAAUUAUGAAUCCGGCAGCUUUCACAUUUGUGCGCUUUGCUCUUUCUGCAAUUCCUUUCAUCCCGUUUGUAUUGCGAGGGUGGGGAGAUUCUUGUACCAGAAAUGCAGGCAUAGAAUUGGGUUUGUGGGUUAGUCUGGGAUAUCUUAUGCAGGCACUUGGACUACAAACCUCUGAUGCUGGCCGUGCAUCAUUUUUAUCUAUGUUCACUGUAAUUGUGGUUCCAUUACUUGAUGGCAUGCUUGGAGCAGUAGUUCCAGCUAGAACCUGGUUUGGGGCCCUCAUGUCGAUUGUAGGAGUUGGAAUGCUGGAAUGUAGCGGUUCACCCCCAUGUGUUGGAGAUCUUUUGAACUUUUUAAGUGCAGUGUUUUUUGGUGUUCAUAUGUUAAGAACUGAACAUAUAUCGAGAAGCAUAAGUAAACAGAAGUUUCUGCCCCUCCUCGGAUAUGAGAUUUGCAUUGUUGUUUUGUUUUCUACAAUGUGGUAUCUUCUUGGAAGUGGCAUUAAUGGUGCCCAGCAUCCCUUUCCAUCAUCUUGGACAUGGAAAAUGCUUAGAGAUUGGAUGGUUGAUUUUCCGUGGAUACCUGCAAUUUAUACAGGGAUAUUCUCAACUGGUUUAUGUUUGUGGGUAGAGAUGGCUGCAAUGUGUGAUGUAUCAGCCACAGAAACUGCUAUAAUAUAUGGUCUGGAGCCAGUCUGGGGUGCUGGUUUUGCAUGGUUUCUUCUUGGUGAAAGGUGGGGUCCCACAGGAUGGGUUGGUGCUGCCCUUGUGCUAGGGGGAAGCUUAGCAGUGCAGAUAUUUGGAACCUCAAGUAAUUCGAACGAAGAACAAAAACAAAGUAAGAAAGGUGACAACCAAAUGAUUUCUGACAAAAAUAAUGCUUUCUCUACAUCCGCUGUAAUCCUUAGAUCCAGAACGGAUGCCUCUGAUUUUUUAAAGUAGUGGUAUCCUUCAUGUAUAUUUUCUCAUAAACUUAAUAUAAGUUUUUCUAAUUAUUUUAGUGCGAAAUCAAUCGUUUGUUGAAGAGUGUUACAGUCAGUCCUUAGCCUUGUCAAGUAUUGUAGAGGGGGAAUAAAAUUUUCAUCUAAUUUGAUGUUUUUCAAAAUAAAAAAUUAAAAAGAUUGAUUUGUCUAA